GCAGCUGAAGCAACGGUUUGCGCAAGAGCUUGUAGAUGGCACGGACGGCGAGGAGGAGAGAGAAGUCAGGCUAUCGACACUCCUCGCGAUGGUAGAAGAACGCGGUGGCAAGUUGAGCGGCGUCAGAGAGAAACUCUUCAGUUCCUCUGAGCCCUCGCCUGCCAAGGACGUUCCUAUGCCGGACCACGCCGAGAGGGUAGAAGGGACGACCGCUAAGGCGAAGUUUCCCGCGCCGAGCUUCGUUCCGGGAAGCUCAGCCGCGGUGCCUUUCCUUAGCGGCGCUAUGGCUGCGCCCCCUCCGUCAGGUAGUACGGAUGGGCUGCUCGCUUCUUUGGCGGAUCAGACUAAGGCCGUAGCGGCUGCGCUGGAGAAGUCGAAGGGGAGAGAGAGACCUCGGUCGACUAUCCAGAUUUCGCCCAAAGUGACCUGGCCUGCGUUGGAUGAUGAUUUCACUGACCACAAGUCGGUGAUGGACUUUUACGACCAGUUUGAGUCGACGGUCCACUUAGCCAAUGACGGGCAGGGAAUGUCAGACCUUGAAGUGCUGAUAACCCUCCGGGCGUGCUUGCGGCAGCACCGCCUGAAGUCGUAUGACCUGCUUUACAAGCGCGGCCUGAGUAACGGGACGGUGAAGUCUGACCCUGGCAAAGUGUACCAGGAGAUCAAGCUGAAGCACCUGAUGUUCUCGGAGUCUCAGGAGGAGCGUGAGUUGAGGGUUUUGGAAGCUUGGGACCAGUUGUCCAAGGGGCGACUGACCGCUCACCAGUGGGAGACCGUUUGGGAGGAGCGGCUGUCGGAGCGCGAAGCCGUAGGACUUGGAAUGACGGCGCGUGAGUCACUGUUGCAGUACCUCAAGAAGGUGGGCCCGAAGCUCUCUAAUGAGAUUCGACGGGACAAGAGGUAUCGAAGCGAUGGCUCGGGUGGUACGGUCUUUCGGAGCUGUGCUACUUGGGAAGAAGCUCACGAAGUGCUCAAGGAAUACGAGUCUAUGAAGGCUGGGCUGAAGGCACUUCACAACACGAGUUUCUCGACCUUUCGCGGCUUGGAGGCUUCCGCUAGCAUGGGACAGAAGGUCUGCUACAACAUGCGGGACCAUGGGUCGUGCAAGCACGGCGACAAAUGCCGCUACUCGCACGACCGCCGCUUGGUUGAGGAAGCCAGGAAGGCUAAGAAGGAAGCGGAACGGGGACGAAGUACGGAAGUAGGGGCUGUAGCUGGCGCCCGAGCCCGUACCCCGAGCAAGGGGAAAGGAAAAGGAAAGGACAAGAAGCACCUCCCUUGCCGUUUCUUGAACUCGAAGCACGGUUGCUCGAAGGGUGAUUGCUGCGAGUAUAGCCACAAGCAGAAGGACCAGCCACCUGAGAAGAGGAAAGGCGGCAAGGAUCCUAAGGGGGGCGGCAGAAGCGCUGCUCCUGGGGUUCAGCUGUCUACGAUGGACGGACCGGCUGGCCUUGGCCAAGGAAAAGGCGGCAACGGUUGCGAGAAUCCGUUUGCCUGUUCGGAGUCCAGUAUUGUCCCGGGCGCGUGUAACAACGCGGCUACGGAGAUAGUGGGGAUUCUGAAAAAGGAAGUGCGUUUUGCCGAGCCUGGCGGUUACCAGUGUCGGACGGAGGUCAGCGUCUACGGGAAGUUGGUCCCGACGACGCUGGAUACGUGUGCUGGGUGUAACAGCUGCACCGAAGAAAUGGUGUGCAGGCUGCUUUCAAAGGCACUUUGGGACGGGAUGAAGCCCAGCGACCCGAACUUUCCUUUGGUCCAGUUGGAAAAGUGGCCUCAGGAUGAGGUGGUGACGGGCCUUGCCAAGGACAAGCCUAUAGGGCUCCGGGGCGGGGUGGUCCUUCGGGUCAAGCUGGAAGACAUCUCGGGAAGCAAGAGCAAGGAAAUUCUCGCGCGGGCUAAGGUGCUCGCCGCUGGGACGAGCUCUUGGCACGGUUUGAUACUAGGCGGCCGGGCUCUGGACCAUCCUGACCGAGGAGGCCUGGGCUAUCGCGCCAGCCCUAUGGCGCAUGUGCUGGAAGGCGUGGGCAUUCUCUUGCCGAGACGGGAGGAGAUUGAGCCUUUUGAGGACAAGGCCUACCCCUUCGUUGACAGCGUCGUCUCGACCUUCGAAGAAGUCUGGGACGGAAAAAGAGUUCGGGUACAGUUGCAAGGAGGCCGGUUUUCGAGCAACUCCGGGAUUUGGGGAGGAGACGACUCCUGUAUCUUCGUGGAAGCAGAGUCGCGCGUGGACCUGGAGCUGGGGACGCCUGUGGCGACCUUGGUGCGGAAGGCAGCAGGAGUGCAGAGGUGGCGCCCUGCCUGCGGCCACGUGGACGCUGAGCGCUGGCUUCCCGAAGAAGGGAGCGAGGCUGAGCUUUGCUCGUGCGGAACGGCGCUGCCGCCCGUGGUGGAACCUUUGUGUGUCCGCUGCGGAAGCGAAGCGGUGCAAGGAAGUUUCGCCGGCUGCUCCAAAUGUCGUCUGGACUUCCGGGCCGAAAAGUAUGCCCGAGGUUGGACUUCCGGCCCCGGCGGAGCGCCGAAGUUGAAGGCAAAGGGGGCCGCCGUCGCUGGAAUGAUGGCGUGCCUCUCGGCGGCGUUGGUUGCGGACUCGCUGUUCCAUGUGAUAGAGACACCGGGUGCGAUCGAUGAACUGGCCGAGAGGAGCCCGACUGAUGCCUACUACGCAGCUUUGAGAGAGGAUAUGGGGAAGCGGCACCCGAAGGCCGACCCUUUCCUCAUCGACCAUGUUGUCGAGUUGGAAGCGUUCUUCGACCGGAGCAUCCAGAGCGGGAUGUCUUACGGGUUGGAGAAAGCCUGCCUUGCAGUUACGGAAGGAAGCCUGCUUGGGCACCGAGUCGGAAGAAACGGGCUCCGGGUCCAGGAGGACAAGACGAAGGCUGUGACAGCCUUCCCGCCGUUGCGGGAGAAACUGCACGUGCAGCAAUUCCUGGGGCGCACGAACUUCCUGAGGUCGGUGGAGUUGUCUAUCCUCGACGAAGCGGCGGCGAUCGACGGGACGAGACCCCUGGAGCAGAUCGCGGAUUCGGGCGGUUAUGCUGUGGGCGGAGUCGCGCUCCAGAUGAAGGCGUGGGCACCUCUGAGCCUUGAAGGCUUCGCGCAAUUGGACACAAGUUGCAAGGGGCCUAGGAAAUCGUCCGCCAAGUUAGCGGAUGGUCUCUCCAGGAACCCGGAGAAUCGGGAUGCCCUCCUGGCGCAAAGGACGCGGGACCUGGAAGGUCUUGUGGGCCAGUUGAGGGGCUUCUCGCUCGGAGAAUAUCUGGACGACGAGGGCGAAGGAAGAGUGAUUCCGUGGUCGUUUAUUUUGUCGGACGGAGCUGAAGCAGCGACGCCGCUCGCGCAGCUCCCUCCCGCCGCGGCCGAGGAGGAGGAAGCCGCCGCGAUUAGUACGUCGGUGCUGGCCGGGAUGAUGAAGGGAGCCGGAGUUUUGCCGACGCUUAAGGUGCUUUAUGUGCCAGGCUACUGCAGACCGGCCGAGCGGAUGACGAUGACCUCGAGCUUGAUGCGCCGUUUGCGCGACUCGUUCGGGACCGCUUGGGAGGUCCGGAUUGUCCUGCAGGAGCCGCCGUUUGAAGACUUUGAGGGAAAUCUCGCGCACUUCGAGCGGCAAGGAAAGGCGAAGCUUACGGGAAAGAAGCUCGCCAACGCGACUCGCGUCGACCUUUUUACGAGCGUCGUGAAGGUGCUACGAGACGCGGCGUUCCACAAGCCAGCUUUCCUCAUCGGGGAGGGCCAGGGCGGGGCUGUAGUUGCAGCCCUCGCUAAGCCCGUCGCGGUAGAAAGUAUCCUCUUGGCGAGAAACGUGAGGCCGGAGGAGGGCCGCGACAUUGCCCUGAGUUGGGGAGCGCUGAAGCUGUUGGUGGCAGAAAGGCCCAGGCUAGGGACGGCGAAGCCAGGUGCAGACCUGUUGCUUGAAGCUUGUCCUGAGUUCCUGGAGCCUUGCCCCGUCUCGGAUCUUCCCCUCUUGGCGGUUGUACCGCCGGGAACCCCGAAGAAGGAAGAAAUAGCGGGGUUCGCUGCGGCGAUUAAGGCAUCUGUCGUGAAAAGUUUGGACGAUGUGGUUUGGACGUCGUGGUUAGACGGCCCGAGAAGGGAUAUGUGGGAGCACUCUGGCUCUUGCAUGUGCGGGAAACGGACCAUGUUGUUCGGGCAGUGCUUUCGCUGUAUGCGGGAGGAAGAGAAGGAGUUGAGUCGAGUUGCGGAAGAAGUAAAGGAGGAGAAGGCUUUGUCGGUUUCGGUGCUGAAGUUUUCUUCGGCACCGCCGGCAUCGGAGUUGACCGCGAGCGGGCUCCGAGAGCUGUUUUCAGCCCCGGAGCCGCUUCCGGCCAACUAUGUCCGGUUACCGGUCCAUUGGAAGGAAGGUGACACCUUGCUGCUUCCGAAGCCGGCGGGAUGGGCCGCUUCGAAGUUCGUCACGGUGUACGGCCUUGAAGGCCAGGGAGUUUCUUCUCUCCUUUUCUACGUCCUCAUGCACUAUUUUCCGGCGCAAGCGGUGCACUGGGAGAGAGUGGAGGGAGAUACCGAUGUCAAGGGCAUCUGGUUCGAGAAGUCUAUGGAAAGGUGGAGCUUCGAGGUCGGGGGCCUUCGUGAGGAAGGACGCCUGAGGAUCGAAGGGAGGAUUAUCUUCACCUUCCGUCGGCGAAAGGUAGCGCGGGAGAAGGUCGUGCUUUCACGCCUCUCCGCGCCCUUAUCGCUGAAUCUCUGGGAGCCAGGCAAGGCUAAGCAGGCCAGCCCGGUGAGGCCGGAGGUCGCGACGGAGGAGGCCUCGUUGAAAAGGUCUUCCCCGGACGUGCAAGAAGCACGGGAGGCUCGAGAGAGGGAGCUCGAGACUUGGUUCAGGGUGAGGCGCGCGAACCAAGAAGAGAUCGGCGAGUACGGGCCGCCAGCGUGGUCGGGAGAUCUUCGGUCGCAGUGGAAGGAAGAGCAGCGACGCGAAGACGGAUUACGGCAGUUGGUCGCUGACUGCGAGCGGAGCUCAGACAAGGUCAGCGGAGAGUACCGUCUUGCCGAGGAUGGGGUGCUGGAACGACGCCUUUGGGAGGAGGAUGGGCCCGCUACGUGGCGGCCCGUCGUGCCAAAAUCCUGGCGUGAGUGGGUGUUUCGCUACGGCCAUGUAGGGAUCAUGGGAGCCCACCGUUCUGGUAAGAAAACCGCCGCCUUGCUCCUGAAGAUCUGUUGGUGGAAAGACAUCGCUGCAGAUUGCGAGAGGUUCGCCGAGCACUGCUUGACGUGUCUGAAAGGAAGAAAACGAGCCGUCAAGACGGAGGCGGUCGCCUCGAAACCGACCGAGUUGCAGUGCUGGGAGGAGGUGUCUACGGACUGCGAGGGUCCUAUGUUGCCGGCCGAUGCCCAAGGGAACCGGUUUAUCCUCUCCUACUUGGACGCCUUGUCGGGCUCAGCUGUCUGGACCACUUGGAAUUAA
Messenger RNA from Symbiodinium necroappetens, 5419 nucleotides. The record is from the annotation of a GenBank genome assembly. Lineage: Eukaryota; Dinophyceae; Suessiales; Symbiodiniaceae.